GCCCAUCUCACCACCGCCGGCCUCGCCUCGCCCUCCGCCGGCUCCUUCUUCUGCGAGGGGCUGGCAGGGAGCGAGGACCCGAGCGUAGCAUCCCUCGGAGCCCCGCCGGGGCCGGGCUUUCACUCCCUGCAGCAGCCCAGCUACGAGGAGCUAAAAGAAGAGAAUGCCAGUUUGAGAAGCAAGAUCAAUAAGCUUCAGAUUUUCUCUGAAACUCAAGCAGACAAGAUGAGGAAGCUUGAAAAAAAGCUUGAGGAAAACAAAAUUAAAGAAGAAAAAGAAGCACAGGAUUUGGAAGCAAUGGUGCAGCACGUGGAACAAAAUCUCCAGCUGAUGACUAAACGGGCUGUUAGAGCAGAAAACAGUGCUACAAAACUGAAACAGGAAAACGCGUUACUUCAGGUUCAGCUGAAGAAUUACAAGACAGAGAAUGAAGCUUUGAGGCUGGGCCAGUCGGCAAGUCUGGCCGCGGUGAAACAAAACGCAGACAUCGCCUUACAGAACCUUCUCACGGUUAUAACAAACUCCCGCUCUUCAAUAAAGCAGCUGGUCUCCGGAGCAGAAUCGCUGCAGCUCGUUGCUGAUCUCCUUAAAUCAAUAGACAGAAUUUCUGAAAUGUCAGAAGAUGGACAGGUGUUCCUGGCCGCAGAGGAAAAAGGGAUUGUGGGGCUUUCGAGCGGGGCUCGGCCUCCGGAGGCGGUUUGUAAUCAUCCUCAUGGCGGCCGCUGUGUGACGGGUUUUGUGGCGCUAUUAAAGGCCGCGGAG
Messenger RNA from Balearica regulorum gibbericeps (East African grey crowned-crane), 762 nucleotides. The record is from RefSeq and is a predicted model, not a curated record. Lineage: Eukaryota; Metazoa; Chordata; Aves; Gruiformes; Gruidae.